Messenger RNA from Anopheles cruzii, 4341 nucleotides. It is a transcript of the gene blot, whose product is annotated as sodium- and chloride-dependent neutral and basic amino acid transporter B(0+). Gene Ontology annotation, biological process: sodium ion transmembrane transport. NCBI's taxonomy places the organism in Eukaryota, Metazoa, Arthropoda, Insecta, Diptera, Culicidae. Bases 414 to 3401 code for a protein of 995 amino acids. The record is from RefSeq and is a predicted model, not a curated record. The transcript is spliced from 9 exons. Gene Ontology annotation, cellular component: membrane.
GCAAGGUGCAAUGGUGCGAUCCUACAAUUUAAUUGUUCUAGCACAUUUAGAAGUGUUAUAACGGGAGAAGCGAAACGUGCCCAGUGUAGUAUCGUUUAUCGUGUCGUAACGAAAGUCAAGUGGAAUGCUGCAUGAUGCCUGGGAAAUCCGUACAAUCCGCCGGCUCGGAAAUGUGUUGCUAGGCGACCGUGUCCGUAACUCGGAGAUGUGAAGUGUGUGUGCGCGAGUGAAGCAAGGAAACGGUGGUGCUAAAGCCCGCGUAAAGUGUGCCUCUCAUAAAUUCCCCAAAAACCCCGGGCCCAGCAACCUUCUGAAAUCGCGCGGACAGGUGUUUCAAUAUUCGUGUGCGUGUGAGUGUGUCGCCGCCGGUACGAACCUGCUGCUGUUCGAAAGGAGCGUGAUCCUUCAACAACAUGAAAUGGAAAAAUAAGGAGCCAAAACAAUCGAUCUCCAGCGUAACGUCGAUGUCAUUCCUGUCCGACGAGAACCUAACGUUUCACCGCUUCUCCGAUGGGACCAUUUCGUUCACUUCCGAGCGCAAGAAAUCGAUGGCAAACGGUCUAGAUAACGGUGGCCCAGCGAUGACGAUGGCCGGUGGAGCAGGCGGCCCGAAGCAGCAGGGUGGCAACGAGCGGAUGACGAAUGGUGGAGCGAAUCUGACAAUUGAACGCCAGCGCAAGCACUCCUACACGCAGGCCACCGGGUCUCCCAUCUGGACGACCAACACGUCCUUCAACAACUACACGACCAACACGAUCACCAACAGCAACAACCGGCGCCACCAGCGCCAGCAGCCGGACCCCGAGGGGGGCGCAACGACGACGGCCGGCAUCCCGACGCUCAGCGACCUGCGCUAUCUGUCCUCGCCGACCAACCCGAACAACUCGAGCGUAAUCCAGAACGGGUCUACCGUGAAGCUCAUCUCUACCAAAGCGGGCGCCAACACCGUGGCACCGAGCGAUGAUCAGUCCAACAAACAGUCAAGAUCAUCGAUAUUUCGCGGUGUGAUACUAUGCCUCUGCCUGAACCUCACCUUCGCCAACGUGGUCCGAUUUCCCCGAGAACUGCAGCAGCACGGUUCAGCCUUCCUAGUACCUUAUCUUAUACUGCUUCUUCUAGUCGGCCUCCCGGUGGUACUGCUCGAGAUCUCGCUGGGGCAAUUUCUUGGACAAGGUUCGGCGCACAUGUGGCGCGCUGCUCCCUUCCUCAAGGGUGCUAGUUUAGUAGGACGUAUUGCAUCGUGGCUGGCGGCAAUAUGGACAUCAAUGCAAUCCGUGAUUGCACUGCUCUACAUCGGAAUGCUAGCAUUCAAAUCUGUGCCAUUGCGGGAGUGUUCCAAGUCGGUGACGAUCAACCCGCAAGCCAUCUACAAUGGCUAUGACGUACAGCAAAGCAGUGGACAGGAAUGUUUGAAAUUAACAUUUCUACGUCCAGUGUGGAGAAGUUCGCUGUACUUUGGCUUGCUGGCGUUGAGCCUAAUAUUGCUGUGGGUCAUUUCAAUGGUGUGCACGCAUAGCAGCAAAAUUAAUCGAAGAUCGAUCUACUUGUUCGGUUUCGUGGCGUUGAUAAUUCUGGUCUUCGAAACCGGCUGGGAAGUGACCAAAUCGAUCAACGAACAGUACAUCCCGGAAAUUUGGCCGUUUCACCCGGAAUCGUUUGCUGACAGCACGGUUUGGUUCAAUGCGCUGGUGCAGGUGAUCUACUCGCUCAAUAUCGGCAUCGGCGCCGUGCCGGUACUGACCGGCAAGUUUCUCUACAAAGGUGAUGCCAUCAAGACAUCAUUCGUGUACAUAUUUUUCAACGUCCUCAUCACAUCGAUCGCGGUAGUGUUCUACCUGUUCCAGUAUCAGAACAACUUUACUGAGGCGCACCCUUUCUAUCCGGAGCUGAGCACCCUUACCGUGAUAUACGAUCGAGCCAUAACGGUGCAGGAGUCGGACCCGACCGUACAACGAUUAAUACCGAGCCUGUCUUACGCGAUGAUCUUUGUCUCGUCGCUCGUUUCGAUUGCCAUCUACGUGUACACGUCGACCCGGAUUAUACGCAAGCACCCGAACUACACGGUGUGUCUGGCGGGGCUGGUGGUCGCAAUAGCGGGUCUAUUGUGCCCAAAUUACAUUUUCCCGCGGAUACUGGACACGCGCAUUGUCGGUGCGUUGAUCGUGUGCGCGAUGAUCUUCGAGAUUAUUCUCAUCAUUUGGGUGUACGGCUCGAAGAACCUGUACACGGAUCUGGAGUUUUCACUCGGCCGCCCAGUGCUGAGGGCUUGGCUGUUCAUCUGGGGCUCCAUUCCGGUGCUGCUGAUAGCGCUGCUGUGCUGGUGGUCCAUUACUUACUACGACAACGAUCUGCUGAUCGACUACUUUCCCAAGUGGCUACCGGUGGUGUUCAGUUUGGCCGUCAUCGUGUUGCUGGCUUGCGUGGAAAUCAGCAAGCAGGUCGAUUACAACAUUUUCAGCAUGAUACACGGUGCGACCAAGCCAUCGAAAGACUGGGGACCCGCGGACCCACUAGUACGGCACGCCUGGAAGCAGUGGAAGUCGGUGUGCGAGGACACCGGUGAGCGCGACUUCACGUUGCGGCGGCGCGGAACUAAAGACUAUACGAACUCGAUCAAGAAGGGCCAGUACUCGCACUCGCAAAAGUAUGGUGCCUCGUCGAAUCGGAAUCUCUCCACGGCCGGCAGUAACUCGCCCAACUACAGUGGCUCCGUGUUUGGUGAUUCGGCCAUUGAAGAGGACAUGAGUGUCGAUAAGUAUCCUCAUUAUAAGCACCACUCGAGUGCUGGUCAUGCCGGUGCCAAUGGGUACGGGAUGGAAACGACCGCUGCGCACGCAGACACCGACGACAAGUCACCCCGCAUUAUGGCCAACUCUCGCAAAUCUUCCCAAACCAUGGACCACAAGCGACCGGCGAACGAUCGGAACCAGCCCGAUCUGAUGCCAAGCUCACGCAAGACUUCCGACAACAGCUUUUCGUCGCGGAUAGAAAUAAUGCCGACCGAUGACGGGGCCUUCGGUCGGGCGGCCAUCGUGCGCAAUCCUUUGGCCAAAGCGCACUCUAACCACCACCAACGGCAUGGCCACCACCAGCAACAGCAGCCACAUCCGGAGGCAACUGUCCUGCAAGGUGUCGUCAACAAUGGUGUGCACCACUUGAAUCUGGCGCUGGCCGCAAACGGCAUGGUGCCGGUACAUUCAAAGCAGAGCAUAUCGUACCACCAAGAAGGAAGCAGAGCAGAAUGUCCACCAGACGGUGUCGGUGGUCCACGUCCACUUGGUUACAAUCGCGAUAUUUUCAUCAGCAACGGCAACGGCCACGUGACGGCCAACCCGGGCGGAGAGCAUCUUUGCUGGCGAAAGCUGUCCAUCAACUCGGAGGAAUACUCGACGGAGCUAUAAAAGUGUACCCCGAUCCCGGGCGACCGAUGUUAUUGUUACUGUUUAUUGUUGGUGUUUCUCCCGGAUCGCCUGUUUGUGCCUGCUUUUGUACAUAUUAGACAAGUUCUAGCAAAAAACCCAAAGCGCCUCAGGAAGCCCGGACAGUGAGAUACGCGCGCGGAACUGAUUUCAUAAGAACUUUGCGGGGGGUUAAGUGGAAGAGGGAUAAGAACGGUGGUAGGUGCGUCGCUGCUGGGGCCUAUGCUUAUUCGCAACCCAUUGAACUUGCGUUUCUUGUGCCCGAAUUUGCAUGUAUGGUUUGUUAUUUCUAAAUAACCAGAUUCCGAGUGCACACAACGAAUUGAGAAUGUUUCAUAGCUAUCCUCUGUCAGCUCCGCUUUUCACAGUAAUGGAAGUAAUAAAUCCUAUUUCGUUACCAUUUUUCUAUCGUUUCUAACAGUAGGUAGCUAGUUGGACGGUUGAAAAUGAAUACCAAUGCCUGGGAGUGCACUUCCCGUUAGAAAACAUUACACAUCGAGAGCAGCAUGCAAGCAAAACACACAACUAGGUUAGGUAGAAUGUUCGGCGUGGAUUUGGGGUCGCAGGAUUCACUAAAGAUAGCGCAAGAGAUCGAAAAAUAUACAAAACGAGAAAAGAAACUGGUGCCGUGCGGGAAGAUAUUCUUUCUUCCAUCUUUCUUUGCCGUACUCCGCGUGAAGCGAUAGGAGCUGUUAAAGAUAUCAUUGGUAUAUGCAUGGCCACAGACAGUGUUUGAACGUGUAUUGAAAGUUCGAUAAAUAGUUUAGCUAAACAAAAAACACACGCUAACAGGACGUGAGCUGUUUUGAGUUGGCAAAAACCAGAAAGAAAACUUUUACUCACAACCGUACAUUGUAAAGUCUCUCACGAACGAUCGAUCGACAAUGAAAUGGUGAAUAAUCGAAAUAAAUUGUUACUUAUU